Messenger RNA from Apaloderma vittatum (bar-tailed trogon), 789 nucleotides. RefSeq lists its product as uncharacterized. Lineage: Eukaryota; Metazoa; Chordata; Aves; Trogoniformes; Trogonidae. The transcript has a single exon. Bases 1 to 789 code for a protein of 262 amino acids. The record is from RefSeq and is a predicted model, not a curated record.
AUGUUAGCCCGCCUUGGUUUUAAGAGUGAUAAAGAAAGACUGAUCAGGACCUGCCAGGACCUGCAUGACUUAAUGUACUUCUAUGUCUCUUCAACCAACACAAUGUUCCGACUCCUCAAUGCACAUCUUGGCACCAACUUCUCCAUCAUGUCAGUAAAAGAACACUUCAGCAUUAAAGAGAAUCUGCAGCUUCUAGUCAGUGCUUUGAAAGAGAUGCAAGCCACCUUGGAAACAAAAGUCAAAGAUGUACAAGAACGCACCAGCCACUGUUUGUAUGCUAAGACUGAUGGUCUCACCUGCUCCCUGCAGGACAAGAUCAUUGCAGUAAAGGAAUUUCAUGAUGAUUGCAAAGAGAUUGUAGAGGGCAUCGUGGGUAUACUCAUUGCAGUGAUGUUGAAACACGACAAUUUCCUUGACACGAUGGAGUCUGCUCUUCAUCACUUACUGAGUUCACCUGCCUUAUCCCUCCAAGUAUCAGAACUCCUCAUAUACUGUGAUGAUAUUGUGAAGAUUCUGCAGCAAAAUGAGACACAAUGUACCACAGAAGGCAGCUCCUUGAGUGGAACAUUACAACAGUUCAACUUUCAUUCUCCAUCCUCCUUCUUUUCAUUUCGUAUGUUCCUACAGGCAAUAGGACACGGAUCCAUAAAGAAUAGCCUGCACGUAGCAGCUGACUACUUAGAGGAGGCUUUCAGGGAGCUGAAGCCACCUUGUGAAAGAUUCCAAGCUUUUGUUAAAACAGUUGAAGCCUGUGUCCCAAUGAUAAUAGAUAAGCAGAAAGAGACAUAA